AUGGGAGUAAGCAACAAUGCAUUUUAUCUCGAUGACUUCUUGAUGCUUGAUUCUACUGUACUAGAUGCUUCUCUGGAGUUCCAAGAUGCAUUGGAGCUUGGAAGUAUUUAUGAGCUUGAAAGAUUCUUCACUGAGCAACGCGAAGAUGUUGUAAAUAACCACAAUCUCCAGCCAUCACACAACGGUUUGUAUCAUGAUCCGUUUGUACAUAUUGAAUCAGUAGUGGAUGAUUCAGCAGACUCCAGAGGCAUUUACAAACCUGUCAGGAUCCGCGGUAUUGGGAUGUUAAGAGAAGGAUACUGUGAAAUAUGCAAAAAAUGGCUUAGACUAAAGACAAGUAGUUACUGGUAUCACAUGAACUACAAGCAUGGGAUUAACUCAAGAGGAGUGAAAUACCCAGAACCACAAAUGAGAUUUGUUGGAUGCCGUACAGAAAGCUUUUGCACGGUGUGUGAUAAAUGGGUUUCAUUGGGAAGCAGUAAACAUGGCAAAUCUGCAAAAUUCGGCUGGUUCAAGCAUUGCCAGAAAGUCCAUAAAUAA
Ordospora colligata OC4 is the source of this 540-nucleotide messenger RNA. RefSeq lists its product as uncharacterized. The record is from RefSeq and is a predicted model, not a curated record. Bases 1 to 540 code for a protein of 179 amino acids. The transcript has a single exon. NCBI's taxonomy places the organism in Eukaryota, Fungi, Microsporidia, Ordosporidae.